Triticum aestivum (bread wheat) is the source of this 6905-nucleotide messenger RNA. RefSeq lists its product as uncharacterized. NCBI's taxonomy places the organism in Eukaryota, Viridiplantae, Streptophyta, Magnoliopsida, Poales, Poaceae. Bases 306 to 3068 code for a protein of 920 amino acids. The record is from RefSeq and is a predicted model, not a curated record. The transcript is spliced from 15 exons.
CACACCCACCCAACCCCAUCCACGCACGUAGCCCAAAGAAACAGCGCCGCCUGAGUCCAUUGGAAUCGCCCUGCCGCCGAUCCCCAGACCCCGCCGGAUCUCGCCAUCUGAUUCCAUCUGGAUCGCCACCGUCCUGCGAUCUGCGCAGCCGUCGUGCGAUCUGCGCACUCGACAGCGCCGCCGCCGCGGAACCCCUCGAGAAGACCAGACGGAUCUCGCAUCCACGUUUCUGGAUCGCCGCCACAGACGUAGGAGCUCCCGUCGGCGCCGCUGCAGACGCAGGGUGGUUUCAACCCCAGUUCCAUAUGGGGACUCCACACAGCAAGCCAACGGAACAGACGACCUCAUCACAUGUACCUCCAGGCCCGAUGGAGGGGACAAAUGUUGACGACUCUAACGAAGGGAUUAUACCCGUAGCCGACGAUGUUGACAAAAUUUACCCACGUAGUCCAGGAGUCCAUAUUACUCCCUCGGAACGGAUGAUAUUUGAGACCGAUGGUGAUAGCACAUAUGAUACACCAGGCCCGAUGGAGGGGACAAAUGUUGACGACUCUAACGAAGGGGUUAUACAUGUAGCCGACAAUGUUCACAAGAUUUACCCAAGUAGUCCAGGAGUCCAUAUUACUCCCUCGGAAUGGAUGAUACUUGAACAGACCGAUUGUGAAAGGACAUAUGUUCAUCAACCUUCCCAUCUGAUUACGGACAACCACCCAAUCUCAUUCCUAUAUACUGUAGAUUCGUUGCCAGAUCUCAGUAAUCUGACAAAAGAACUAGCUAGCAUGCAACGUGAUAACGAGGAAAAGAGGCCGCAGAAUGUUCCACGCCAUCCUCUCAGUGAUAUCACUAAUGCUUAUCAACCAUCCUCUAUGGACCUUGACGAAAAAAGAGAGCUGAUAAAAGCUCGGAGGCGAGCUGCUUAUCAAAAGAAAAAAGAAGAGCCUAUCGUCAAGCAACAAGAUGAAAAUCUGUCUGCCCUUACGAUAUCAGAUGUGCAAAAUGUUACCCUGUCCCCUCUCGGUGAUAUCGCUAAUGGGUGUCAACCUACCUCGGUGGACCUUGACGAGAAAAAAGAGCAAAUAAAUGCUCGGAGGCGAGCUGCUUAUCGAAAGAAGAAAGAGGAGGCUACCUUCAAGCAACAAGAUGGAAAUUUGUCUUCCCUUACGAUAUCAGAUAUGCAAAAUGUACCCCUGUUACCUCUCGGUGAUAUCACUAAUGGGUGUCAACCAACCUCGGUGGACCUUGACGAGAAAAAAGAGCAAAUAAAGGCUCGGAGGCGAGCUGCUUAUCGAAAGAAAAAAGAGGAGGCAGCCAGCAAGCAACAAGAUGAAAAUCUGGCUGCCCUUACGAAAUCAGAUAUCCAAAAUGUUCCCCUGUUACCUCUCGGUGAUAUCACUAAUGGGUGUCAACCAACCUCGGUGGACCUUGAUGAGAAAAAAGAGCAAAUAAAGGCUCGGAGGCGAGCUGCUUAUCGAAAGAAAAAAGAGGAGGCAGCCACCAAGCAACAAGAUGAAAAUCUGCCUGCCCUUACGAAAUCAGCCAACCCAACAACGUCUAGCUAUACAUCAUGGUCAUAUGAUGAUGCCCCAUUGCCUCCUUCAACUGCAUCUGGUGUCAUUCAUGAUAAAAAACAAGCUAGGCGUCAAAAUGAUAAAGAACGCAAGCGUAACUUAAGGUUAAGGGACGGGCAAAGGGAGCAGGAAAAUGCGCAGAGGCGAGCAGAUUAUCGGAAGAAUGUGGAUAACGGAACGAUCGAUCUUCAACAAAAAAAUCAAAAUCAAAGAGAAUGGCGCAUGCAACACCGAGAAAGCAUGACUUCUGAUGAGAAGGGCGAGUCGAGUGCUCAGAGAAAGGCAAAGUAUGCUGCAAAGAAAAACACUCUGUGUGCUGAAUCGAUCGCAAUGCCGCGUCCAGAUCUAACUAGCACAAUGUCUGACUCUCACGCAGCACCUGACUUUCGGUCCACAUCUGUGUGUCUAGAUGGGGGCCCUGCAAUGAGUAUGCCGACGUACCCUGUCGGUACCGACGGCAUCAUGCGGGAGGAUCGUGCUCCUACCGUCAAGGCAGCCCCCACAUACAUUCGUAACAUCGAAACCGAUGGUGCCUAUCUAAGCAGAACCUUAGGUGAUGGUGCUGUAGAUGGCAACCUCAGCAAAAUCAAUGAGCACCUAACAAGUGCCGACCAGCAAACCAGUCAUCCGCUAACAAUAGCGGAUAAUGGAGCUGACCAGCAGAGGCAUGAGUCCAAAACUCAGCCUAGGACGAGAGAGCGAUCUUGCAAGGGAAGUAUGGCGGCGAAGAAGUGUCAGGAGAAAAUUGGCAAGCGGAAAUCAUGUACGAAGGUGCCACGUGGUGAGAGGAACGCUCUGCUAGAUCGUCGUAAUGAAAGCUUUGCGGGUAGGGUGAAGACCCCAACCGUCAGGUCCAUCUCCAUACCGGAAAUGAGCUCAACUGGACAACCUACCGUAGUUGAAGCACACGGUGCCUCAACCUCAUCUAGCACGCCGGAGUACACGAUCAGAAGUGAAAACGACAUGGACGCUUACCUUAGUCGUCUCAUGAAUGAUAAUGUCAACCCUGACAACCUCUUUGACGAUGAGUAUUACCUGUUUGCUGCUGAAGGCUCAGAUGCUGAUGACAUGGAGCACGACGAAUUGGAAGACUCAAGUCACAAUAGCUAUGUCGACCAUGAUCCAUUGGACUAUGUCUACUCAAACCUCCCAGACCACACACACAUCCUGAAGCAUGCCGCGAACUGCGUUCACUGCAAGGCCAAGAAGUUUGUGUCUGAGGCCUCGGGAUUCUGCUGUCGCAGUGGGCAGAUCGAGCGGAAGCAACCGGAGCUAAUGAGGCUUUGGUCUAGCAUGGAUGCGGACUCAAGGCAUUUUCGGGAGAACAUACGGUUCUUCAACGGCCACUUCUCCUUCACAACCCUCGGCGUCAGCCUCGAUGAAAGCUACACAAACAUGAAGUCUGGGGUGUACACGUUUCGGGCGCACGGCACCAUCUACCACAACGUUCAUUCCUUCGGGCCAACAUCCCGUCCAGAGCAUCUACAGUUGUACUUCUAAGACGACGACCCAGGCCUAACCCAUCGCAAGGCUGCCACCGAGCAAUUAGACCAGGAUGUCGUCAGAAAGUUAGUGGGCAUACUCAGGGAAAACCCAUACUCCCAGCAGUUCAGGAGUUUGGGUGCGCACAGGGACAACCUCGACGAUUACAGGAUAGACCUCAACACUGACCAGAGACUAGACCAAUGGAAGUAUAAUAGACCUCUGUCAUCUGAGGUCGCUGCAAUUUGGGUGGAGGGCACUAACCUAGCGAAGAGGUUCGAUCGUAGGAUUACACUUUGCGGGAAUGACAACCAGAGGCACAGUAUACAUGUGACGGCUGGCUUGUAUGACCCGCUCUCUUACCCACUCUUCUACCCAAGGGGGGAGCUCGGUUGGCACCCGAAACUACCUAAACGUGACAUCCCUUGGCCGGUUGUGCAACAACCAAGAGGUAGACGUGAUGAUGAUGAUGAUGAGGAGGAGGAUGCAGGUAAGCCUUAUGUGUAUUCUGUCGUUUAGAUGAAUUGUAUACUUCUCAUAUGAAUCCUAAUGUCCGCGUUACUCAUCCAUGUGCAGAGGGAAUAGCAGGUUAUGCGUGUUGGUGAGAGACUACUACUGUUACAUGCUCCAGACACGACCUGGGAUAUGCAAUCCCAUACUCUGUGGAGCACGAUUGCUCCAGCAAUGGGGGGUGGACAUGUACAUCAAGAUUGAGAGUUGUAGGUUGAAAUGGUACAGGAAGAACCAGACAAAGAUUCGUGCCGACCUGUAUAAAGGAGUUGUUGAUGCAAUUACAUCCGGCGAGACCCGGGCAAGCGCUGUUGGAGUAAGGAUAGUGCUCCCUGGAACGUACCCAGGUGGCGACCGUGACAUGAAGCGGAGGCAUAUGGAUGCCAUGGCAAUUGUCCAUCCCUACGGGAAGCCUGGCAUAUUCUUGACCAUGACCUGCAACCCUAACUGGGAAGAGAUAACGAAUGAGUUAUUUCCUGGUCAGACAGCACAAGACCGACCUGAUCUUGUGGCUCGUGUGUUCCAUGGCAAGCUAGAGGCUAUGAAAGAGUUGUUGUUCAAGAAGAAUAUCCUAGGUGUUGUUGUCGCACAUGUAUAUGUAGUCGAGUUCCAGAAGAGGGGCCUCCCCCACGCACACUUUUUGUUGAUCAUGGAUUCUACCUAUAAGCUUGUCGUUCCGGAGCAGUACGACCGACUCAUUUCUGCCGAGCUCCCAGACAAGCAGAAGUAUCCUGAACUCCAUGCCUUGGUGGUGAAACAUAUGAUGCACGGACCAUGCGGUGCUCUCAACCCCAAAAAUGUGUGCAUGCAACAGAACGAGUGCAAGUGCAGAUACCUGCGGCCGUUCAAUGAAAACACAGCACAGGGCAAGGACUCAUACCCAGUUUAUCGUCGUCGAGAUAAUGGUCGGCAGGCUAAGGUCCGGGGUAAAAUGUUGGACAAUAGAUGGGUUGUGCCGUAUAACCCUUACCUUCUGCGGAUGUUCAAUUGCCACAUCAACGUUGAGGUUUGCUCCAGCAUAAAGGCCGUCAAAUACCUUUACAAGUAUAUAUACAAGGGCCAUGAUAGGGCUUCUUUCAACAUCGACCAGCCCGACGCUGAUGGUAACAUUGAUGAGAUCAAAAGAUACGUAGACGCGAGGUGGGUUACUCCUCCAGAGGCGAUGUGGAGGAUAUUUGGCUUCCCCUUGUGUGCCAAUGACCCGCAUGUCCUACAGUUGCCUCUUCAUCUCCCGAAUAUGCACAAGGUGGCAUUCAAUGAGCAAGCUCACUUGACCGACGUAGUCGCCUCUGAGAAUGCUUCCAAAUCCAUGUUGACAGAGUAUUUCAAAGCUAACCAAAACCACCCGUGGGCUAGGAAUAUAUUGUACAAGGAUUUUCCUGGAAAGGUUCACAUGGCAGAAGGGUAAGAAGUAUUGGAAAGAGCGGGUGGAGCGUUAUUAGAUAGGUCGAAUUGUGUCUGCCAAUCCUGCCGAGGGGGAGCGAUACUAUCUGCGUGUGCUGCUAAACCAUGUUGCUGGCAAGACAUCCUAUGAGGACCUGCUCACCGUGGACGGUAGGCUAUGCGGGAGCUUUAGAGAGGCUGCCGAAACGUUGGGACUCAUCGAGGCAGAUAACACGCUCGAUGACUGUCUUACCGAGGCAAAGCAGUGGGCGAUGCCAUGUUCGCUCAGGAGGCUCUUCGCAACAAUUUUCGUGCACUGUAAGCCAGGCGACGUGCGUGGUUUAUGGGAUAGGCACUUGGAGCCUAUGUCUGAUGACUAUCGGCGAUCACACACGUGCCCGAUUGAGGUGGAACAAAUGGUGUUGCUUGACAUUAGGGGUAUGUUGCAGUCCAUGGGCAAAGACAUAGCUGAUUUCGCUCUUCCAUGCAUUGACGAUGCGUUCGACCCAACCGAGGGCAGGCCAGAGAAGUGAUCGAGGAAUCUAACGUCGAUUUUGACAUCAACGACACUAAAUUGGCUUCGACGCUAAACCUUGAGCAGAGGGUUGCAUACGACGAGAUACUAGCUUCUGUUGAGCGCGGUGAUGGGGGUGUGUUCUUUGUUGAUGGCCCGGGAGGUACAGGGAAGACCUUCCUGUACAGGGCGCUGCUCGCCAAGGUUCGAAGCGAGGGAAACAUUGCUAUCGCUACCGCGACGUCAGGCGUCGCCGCUUCUAUCAUGCCUGGAGGCAGGACUGCCCACUCGAGGUUCAAGAUCCCAUUGAGCUGCGACGAUGGCGCCUCAUGCACCUUCACGAAGCAGAGUGGUACCGCCAAGCUACUGAGGAUGGCCUCAUUGAUACUAUGGGACGAGGCCACCAUGACUAAGCGACAGGCGGUCGAGGCACUGGACAACAGCAUGCGCGACAUCAUGGGAAGACGGGACCGACCCUUUGGAGGAAAAACUGUUGUGUUUGGCGGGGACUUCAGGCAGGUGCUUCCGAUCGUCAGGAGGGGGUCCCGGGGUCAGAUAAUCGAUGCAACCCUCCGAAGUUCACACCUCUGGAAGGGUAUGCGCCAGCUAAGGCUCGUCACUAACAUGAGGGCUCAUAAUGACACCUGGUUUGCGGAUUACUUGCUAAGGGUAGGCAAUGGCACCGAGGAAGUUGAUGAUCAAGGAAACAUACGACUCCCUGAAGAUAUUUGUGUGAUGUCUACAGGCGAGGGUGACGACCUGAAGAAGCUGAUUGACCAUGUGUUUCCGAGACUAGAUGACAACAUGUCCGAUCCGAAUUACAUGACUUCACGCGCAAUCCUCUCCACCACGAACGACAAAGUCGACAAGAUAAACAUACGCAUGGUAGAGCGUUUUUGGGGAGAAGAAGUAAUCUACCAUAGCUUUGACAGUGCAAAAGACGACCCGUAUGGCUACUACGCUCCCGAGUUCUUAAAUGGAUUGACUCCAAACGGUCUACCUCCGCAUGCACUCAAACUGAAGCUCAACUGCCCUGUCAUACUUCUGAGGAAUAUUGAUCCGGCUAAUGGUUUGUGUAACGGGACGAGGCUUGUGGUGCGAGGUUUCGAGAGGAACGCCAUCGACGCAGAAAUCGUGAUCGGACAACACGCAGGUAGGAGGGUAUUCCUUCCUCGAAUACCCCUAUGCCCAUCUGACAACGACAUGUUUCCAUUCAAGUUCAACAGGAAGCAAUUUCCUGUAAGGCUUAGCUUUGCUAUGACAAUUAACAAGGCUCAAGGCCAGACGAUUCCGAUUGUUGGCGUGUACCUACCUAAUCCGGUGUUCUCUCAUGGUCAACUCUAUGUCGCAUUGUCUCGAGCCACCGCAAAGAGAAAUAUAAAGAUCCUCAUUGAGAAGGAGAAGGAGAAGGAGAAUGCCAAGAAGCAAAGCGGUAAAUCUAAGAAGCG